GUGCGUCAUUGCUCUCAGAAUCGGCAGCCAUUUUCAGGCGCUGUCGUAUAUUCCAACAAUAAUUUGACUUAAUAAGCGGCAAAGGAGGUGGUAGCAGAAGUUAACCGCUUUUGAUGAGAUAAAGAGCAUUGCAAAACGGGCAAUGAGUGUCGAAGCAGCCGGUGAUUCACCGAGCUUUGACAGCAAUGGAACCGAAAUAUCCGCGAUAGCUGGAGCGCCAUCUGGAGGAAGUGAUUAUGUUCCCGCGAAAGCUAAGAGGUCCAAGCUUGAUGUCUUGGUUAAAAAACUUCAGGUUCAGGGAGAGACUUCUAACCCAGCUUCCCCAGUGGAAUUGGAACAAGUAAAGGCCAGCAGUAGUGGGUCUUCCAGAAGGAAGCCCAAAGUAACCAGGAAGUAUGUGGAAUCAGAGGAAGAGGAGGGGGAGGAGGAAACCUCUGGCAACAUGGCCCCGUUGCUGCCUGUUGUUACCCCUAUAGAUCUUGACUGUGGAGGAGACGCUGAGAACAAAGUUAGAGAAGAUAUUCAACUAGAUGACCAGGGAAAUCCUAUACUACCUGAAGGCACAGUGAUGGUUCAGCCAGUUGCUGUGGAAGAUUUGAAGUCUUCACCAUUCAAGGGUCCAGAAGUAAAAACCAGGUCACGAAAAAUGAUGAAUGUUGAAGAUCCAAAUGCCAUUGUAAACUGCACAGCAUGUGGUAAGCAAGUAAAUCACAAGAUCAGAGGCAAGGUCCUGCGGCACCCUAUACUCAGAGUACUCAUCUGUAAGAAAUGCUACAAGUACUACAGCAGUGGGGAGUUUGAUAAGGACGAGGAUGGUUUUGAUGAGCAAUGUCGUUGGUGUGCCGAGGGUGGAAGACUGCAGUGUUGUGACUACUGCACCAAUGCUUUCUGUCGUAACUGUAUCAAGAGAAACUUGGGGCGGUCCGAAUACUCCGCUGUGGAAGGUCUUGGUGACAACGAGAAAUGGCGUUGUUAUGUGUGCAAUCCUCUCCCCCUCACUGACCUGGUGGCUCAGUGCACUAACGUCCUGGCAGCAGUGGAAAAGGAACACAGAGCUGACCAGCGGAAGCAAGAGACCCUGAAGUCAAAAUUGGCUAAGAAAACUGAUAAACAGAAGGACCCUGAGUCGACAACAUUGGCGAAAAAGUCUCAAAGGAAUACCGCAAACAAGAGUAAGGAACCCACAGCUUCUUGUAGCGAUAAAGUGUUACCAGUUCAAAUUCAUUCUUCUACAGCUGUCACUGAUGCUGACCCUCCAGCUAACUUUCAGGCACAGCUGUACCUGGAGGCUCAGUAUAUCGACACAGUUCUAGACAAGCAGUUAGCUGCCACACAUUCUAUGACCAAAUUCCUGAGGGAAAUGAAGGAGCAGGUCAGAGUGUCAGAGAAGGGGUUUGUCAAUAAAAAGGUCACUGUUAAAAACAUGGUGACAAGAAUUGAAGUUGCCAAGAAACUGAGGCGGGCUGUGGUCACCUACCAGGCCAAACUGGGCAGUAUUCAGGCCAUGGCCAGGCAUGCUCAGCUGUCACAGAGGAUGGCUGUCAUCCACAAAGCGGCUGUACUUCCCACCCAGACUUCCUCUCACACUAAAACAGCACCCAGCAAGGAGGAUGAGGGCUCUGAUGAUGAUAUACAGAUCAUUGAAGAGGUUUCUUCUCCUGCUCCACGAACCCCCAUCCCUGCCCCUGUUGUGCCAGACGAAGACCCCACACCACCCCUUGCCACCACAGUGGAAGCCCCCAUUUUAGUCAAUCUCAAUCCAGACAUGGGUACCAUUCAUGUGAACGCAGGUUCCGGACAGUCGGUUCAGGAGGAUAAGGACACGGAGUCCAAGAGUCAGACCAAUGGUCAUUGUGAUGCUAAUGACCAGGGGUCAAAGAAGAGACGGCAUGGGGACAGCGAUGAUGAUGAUGAUGAUGAUGACCAAGGACCCAAGGGUCAAGCUGGCAAACAGUCCAGGACUCCUGGGUCAGGAUGGUUCCGCAUCAGGCUGAAGGGAGGCAAUAAGGUGUCAAGUGAUUCCGGGGGGAAAGGAGGAGAUAAGGGGGGCAGAGAGAACAAAGACUCGGAACCUGACAAACCGAAUGUUGAUGAUGAAGGACAGGACAGUGACAAGCAUCGCAAGAAUACUGAGAGUGCAGAUGGUAAUGACAACAGUCACAGUGAUAUUGAUAAUGAACUGAGAGAAGAAUUGCAAGGUAUUGAUGAAACAAGCAUGGAUAUAGCCCAAGCCGAAAUUGCAAAAAAGACAGAUACGGGUGAAAGAAAUGCCAAAGCUGAUUCUGAAGAGGGUCAAGGCACGAAGUCAAGUGGAAAAGAUGAAAUAACACCUGAUCAAACUGAGGAUGGGGACUCGGGCAUGAAGAUGGUGGAUGAUGAUGAAAAUCAAGAUAAGAGAGAGAUUGAGAAACCUAAAACAGCCCUGGACAAUUUUUUGAAAGAGCUGGAUGAAUUAAAUUCAUGUGAUAGUGGAACACAAGAGGAGCAGACCAUGAGUUUAGAUAAUGAGAAUGAAAAUCUAGAAGAAUUAGAGUUGGAAGAAAUGGGUUUUAGUUCAGGAAAAGAGGACAGACUCGAGUGCAGUGAUGAAGAAAACAGAAAAGAAAAAUUAGGUGAUGAAGAGAAAAUAAUGUCCAGUGAUACUGUAGAAGAAUUGGAAUCUGCUAAGAAAGUGGAACCAAGGCAUGAAAAAGAAGACUCUGAUGCUGAGAAAAAGGAAACUGACAGUUGUGAAUCUAAUGGUGCUAAAAAGACUAAGAACAUAGGUUCUGCUUGUGAAACAGAGAGUUUUAAAAAAAGGACAUCUAAGAUGGAAAAGGAGUUCUCUGACAGGCUAUCUAAACGUGAGAAGUCAAAGAUAACAAGAUCAAACAAAGAGGAGGAAGAAGACGGCCAUGUAUCAGGUCCUGAAUCCAGGAGGAGAACAAGAAGAAAGCUUAUUGUCAGAGAAACAGGCACAAAUUCAAAUGGGUCAUCUGAUGAGGAAGGAGGCCAGAUAUCAGGCUCUGAAUCCAGGAGAAGAACAACAAAGAAGAUGAUUGCCAAAGAAAAUGGCACAGAUUCUGGUGGGUCAUCUGAUGGGGAAGAUGGCCAGAUAUCAGGUUUUGUUUCUAUGAGGAAAUCAAGAAAAAAGCUUCUUGCCAAAGAAUCUGGUACAAUGUCAGAUGGUUCAUGUGAUGAAGAAGAAAUGAUACAGCAAAAAACAAAAAUGACAGGAGAGAAAGAUGAAUUACGUGAAAAGGAAAAGAAAUGCAGUAUUGAGAAGGACACAGAAUUGUCACAGCAAACCUCAGGGACAUCAAAAAGUGAUGAAAGAUCUGAUCCAGAUAUUGGAAAAAGGAAAAAGAAAACUGUACUUUACCAGCAUUCUAAAUGUUCACCUAAAAUGACGAAUGGCUUGAUAUCGGAUAGUGAUAACAAUGAAAUAGAUGAGCAUUCUGGCGAUGAAGUGAACACAGAAACAUAUAACGCAGAAGAAAGUGAUGAUGUAAAACGAGGAAAGAAAGGAAAAUCGAGGAAAGAUGAUGUUGAUAGCAGCGAAGAAAAUAUCCAGGCUAAACAGCAGUUAGAAAAGUGGAUGAAAGAGGAAUUGGGGAGUGAAAGUGAUGAGUCGUCUGAUGAUUCUUUGGGGAUCAGUAAUUCUGAUUCGGACACAGCAAAGAAGAGGAAAAAGAAGAAAAAAAUGGCUGCACCAGAAGGCAAAAAGCCCAGUAAACCUACUCGUGACCACUCACUGAGUGCCAGGUUGCGUCUAAAAUAUGGGUUGGAAGAUCCAAAGAUCCUGAAACCAGUCAAGGUCCUUGUAUCAAGAGAAGAUGGAGGCCAUGAGCAACCUAAGAAACACAAGAAACCAAUCUCAGAAACGCAGCAAAAGACAAAAGCCAGGGAGGUCGAACACCAUGUGUCUGACUCGUCGAAUUAUGAUUCUGAUCUGGAAAAGGAAAUUGAUAAGCUUGCCAAUAUUCCCUUGCGGAAGAAAAAGAGAACAAAGAGGGAAGAUGAAGCUGUGGAAAGGGGACCUAGUGAUGAAGAGAAAAGGGAAAACAAGACUAGAAAAAAUCGGGAGAAGACCACUCCCAAGAAGAAGCGCAGCGACAGCAGCUCUGAUUCCGUUGAUUCAGAGUCUGACACUGAUAUUGAGGAAGAGGAGGAAGAGGAGGUCAAUUUGCUCAGUAAUGAUGAGAAGAAGCUUAAAGCAAUCAAAUUGAAGAACGAGGAAGAAGAUGAAAAUAUUCGUGCUAAGCAGGCGAUGCUGAGGGAGAUGAGUGAUGAAGAAGAGGAGGAGGACGAUGUCUCUGACAACAGCUCAGAUGAUAAUUCUGAAAACUUAGCAACCAAAAAGAAAAAAUCUAAAGAAAAUGGUGCACUCAGUGAAAGUAGUGACAGUGACUUUGUAACCCCCAAAAAGUUGAAGAAAAAUCUGAAGCUUCUAAGGGUAAAAUUAAGCGAAAGUGAUUCUGAUGCUCCUGUCAGUACAAAAGAGAAGAAGAAAAAGAUUAAGAGGAGCAAAAAGAGGAAGAGGAAAACAAACAGCGAUGAAAGUGAUGCUAGCAGUACAAACUUCUCGUCCAUUGAAAUAAUGUCUGAAGAUUCUGAUUUUGAAUCUAAGAAAAAGAGUAGAAGGGAUAAAAAGAACAAAAAAGAGAAAGACAGCGAAAGCCUUUUUUCCUCAGAUGAAUCUGAUGAAGAUUUAAAAACUAAAAAAGGGAAGAAAGGCAACGAAAGAUCCUACACCAAGAAGGGAAAUAAAAAGAGGAAACGUAUCAAACUGGCAUCUGACUCUUCUAAUGAAAGCAACAAGAACAGUGAUGAAGAAGCAGGAAGUGGAGAUGAAAAUGAUGAUGAAAAUACACCUGGAAGAAAGAGAAAGAAGAUCAGAAAAAUUUUAAAGGAAGACAAACUACAGGAAGAAACCAAAACGGCAGCCAAACUAGAAGAAGAAAGGCGGAAAAGAAUCUCAGAUAGACAGCAACAAUUUAAUGUUGUUUUAAUGGAGGAUGGCGGUUCCCCUAACAAGUGUCCUGUAGCCACACAAUUGGUGCUAGAAAUGAAGAAAGACUCGGAUAAACCUCUGAUUCAAGUUAACAAAUCCCUUGUGAAAAAUCUGAAACCACAUCAGAUUGAAGCUGUCCAGUUUAUGUGGGAUUGUCUUAUCGAGAGUUUGGACCAGUAUAAGAAGGACCCUGAGGGAUCUGGCUGCAUUCUGGCUCAUUGUAUGGGAUUAGGGAAGACAUUGUCUGUUAUCACAUUUGCCCACACAGUAUUAACCCAUCCCAAGUACCUGCCAUUCAGGAGAUGUCUGGUUAUCUGUCCACUGAACACUGUGCUGAACUGGCAGAAUGAGUGGACCAAGUGGCUGGAAGAGGAAGACAGGCUGGAUGUUUAUGAGCUGUCCAGUGUGAAGAAUAACCACAGCAGAGCCGACUGUUUACAAGACUGGCAUGAAGGGGGCGGGGUCAUGAUUAUGGGAUAUGAGAUGUUCCGCAACCUUAGUCAGAGUGUCCGAGUCAGAAACAAGAGACAGAAGAGGAUAUUCGCUGAAACCCUGCUUGAUCCAGGUCCAGACAUAGUGGUAUGUGAUGAGGGCCAUGUGCUGAAGAAUUCCACAUCAGCAAUAUCCAAGGCCGUGUCUCAAAUAAAGUCUAAGAGGAGAGUGGUGCUGACAGGAACACCACUGCAGAAUAACCUGAAGGAGUAUCAUUGCAUGGUGGACUUUGUAAAGCCUAACUUAUUAGGAACAGCCAAAGAGUUCGGCAAUCGGUUUGUGAACCCCAUCAGCAAUGGGCAGUGUAAAGACUCCACACCACACGAUGUAAAGAUCAUGAAGAGAAGAGCUCAUAUUCUUCAUGAUUUGCUGUCAGGUUGUGUGCAGAGGAAAGACUACUCAGCCCUGACCAAGUUUCUUCCCCCUAAGUUUGAGUAUGUUCUGUUGGUGCGCCUGUCCAAACUUCAAGUUCUUUUAUAUAGAAAGUACUUGCAGUGUGUUCAAGGGGUGGACGAUGACGGAAUGGCAGUAGUUGGAAGGGGAGCUAAGAUUUUCUCUGAUUAUCAAGCUCUUAUGAGAAUAUGGACACACCCUAGAGUAAUGAGAUAUGAUCAGAUUAGACGGGAAAAUAAGGCAUUUCUUGAAGAUAACGACUCAUUCAUUGAUGAUGAAAGUGAUAUGAGUUCCUUCAUAGAUGAUGGCAGCUCUGACAGUAUAAUAGAUCUCUCUGACAGUGACCAGGAACCAGGCCCCAGUAAAGGAAAGAACAAGAAGAAAGGCAAAGGUAAAAAAAGCUGUGAAUCACAAAGUGAUGAUGAGGUAGUGAAAGAAUGGAAGACAAGGAAGAGAGGAGGGGAUGGCUCAGAGCCCGAAGAGGUUGUGCCUGAAGUUCAGGCUCUAAUGAAGUCUGAAUGGUGGCAUGAGUUUGUGACUGAGGAAGAUGAAAAGAAAAUAGAGAACAGUGGCAAGCUCUUGUUGCUGUUUGAAGUUCUUAGAAUGGCCGAGGAGAUUGGUGAUAAAGUGCUGGUAUUCAGCCAGUCUCUUCUGUCCUUGGACUUGAUACAGGAUUUUUUGGAAGAUUUGGACAAGAAAGCACGAGAGGAAAUGGAAAAAACAAAGGAGGGGGAUGAGAAGGCGGAAGAUGGGUUCCAGCGCACAUGGGUCCAGGGUGCAGACUACUACAGAAUGGAUGGCUCCACACCAGCACAGACACGACAGAACUGGGCAGAGGAGUUCAAUGAUCCAGACAACUUCAGAGCUCGCUUAUUCCUCAUAUCCACCAGAGCUGGUUCUUUGGGGAUAAAUUUAAUUGGUGCUAACCGAGUGAUCCUUUUUGAUGCCUCUUGGAACCCCUCUCAUGAUGUCCAGUCUAUAUUCAGAGUGUACAGGUUUGGCCAGACCAAGCCGUGUUAUGUGUACAGGUUUUUAGCUCAGGGCACAAUGGAAGAAAAGAUCUACGAGCGUCAAGUGACAAAACUCUCGUUGUCCCAGCGAGUUGUGGACGAGCAUCAGAUUGACCGCCAUUUCACAGCACAGGAUCUCCAGGAGUUGUACAAUUUUAAGCCUGAUCUUCUGGAUGACCCUGACAGGGUUGAGAGACCCACUCCAGCUUUACCUAAGGAUCGAGUCCUGGCUGAGUUACUGACAAGUCACAAAGAUUGGAUCGUUCAGAUUCUGGAGCAUGACUCUCUCCUUGAAAACAAGAUAGAUCAGACACUUACAGAGGAGGAGCGCAAAGCAGCCUGGGAAGAGUACGAAAAUGAGAAGAAAGGAAUACGGAGAGAGAUGUCUUCAUUUUAUGGCCCAGGUGCUUCUGGUAGUGUGGGUCCCAUCCAGUACAGUCCUGCAGUAUUGGCCUUGUAUCAGAGCCUGUGUAUCCAGAUGCCAAGUCUAGCUGUCAUGGUGAAACCCAUCAUAGAGAGUAACCCUCGGAUCACAGCGGCAGAGCUGCAGAUCAAGAUACAAGGUCUGCUUAGGUACCAACAAGUUACACAGCAAAUGCAGAAGGAGACCCUGGAAAAGCAGCAGCAGCAGGCGUACCAACAAUACCAGCAGCUUCAGAGACAGCGACAGCUGCAGGAGAACGUCGUUCAGAUGGCGCGACAACGCCAGGCCUUGUAUGAAAAAUUUGCAAGUUCUGGAGGAUCGCGACCAUGAGGAGAAAAAAUAUAGAGAGUGACACUGCAGUGACUGAUUUACAUCCUACGUAAGGUUGGAAACGUGUCCAGAGUCUAUCACUUAAAUUUUGAGACCCGUGACAACGUUCACAAAGUUACCUGUGACGGCGAAAAAAAUGUCUGGGGGGCUUGCAAUGGAUUUCUCGUUGUUCACACAUUUUGUAGCCUCUGCACUCUAUUUUUGUAACUUUUCGAAUAAUUCUGUGAACAGAUGCACCCUGUCGAAUAGUCGCUCACUGCUUUUUUGUUGCGUUCAUAUCCUGAACUUUACAGUAUAUUAUGUACUCAGAAGCACCAGAAAUGUCUAACUAGGCUCUUUUUUAGUCUCUGGUGGGCUUUAUACAGUUUAUUUUACUCACUGAUCUUCAAUGUUUUGUUGUCGGCCAUAUAAGUUUCUUUUAUGAAA
This is a messenger RNA of Lingula anatina, 8068 nucleotides long. RefSeq lists its product as uncharacterized. Gene Ontology annotation, cellular component: nucleus. The record is from RefSeq and is a predicted model, not a curated record. NCBI's taxonomy places the organism in Eukaryota, Metazoa, Brachiopoda, Lingulata, Lingulida, Lingulidae. Gene Ontology annotation, molecular function: ATP hydrolysis activity; ATP binding.